AUGACGGAAGAAGCAGGUCUGCCAGAAGGCGUUUCUCCCGAGGAUCUUAAGUCUUUUACUGAGCAUCUGAAAGGCUCUCGGCGAAUCCUAGCCUUGGUUGGAGCUGGACUCUCUGCAUCCUCGGGGCUACCCACUUUUCGUGGUGCUGGUGGACUCUGGCGAUCAUAUUAUUCGGCUGCGCUGGCCACCCCAGAGGCUUUCGAGGAAAAUCCUGGACUCGUCUGGCAAUUCUACAGCUAUCGCCGGCAUAUGGCUCUUGGUGUAGAACCAAACAAGGCACACUACGCUCUCGCUGCAUUGGCUCGCGAAAAUGUGAACUUUCUUACGGUAUCCCAGAAUGUCGAUGGACUGUGUGAGAGAGCGCAACACCUUGGCAGAAGCCUGCAUCUAGUGCAUGGAUCUCUUUUCGAAGUCAAAUGCCAUGAAUCUGAAUGUGAUUACUGGCGUGCAGACGACUUUCACGACCCUAUUGUGCCUGCUCUCGAAAUCCCGACGCUGGGGCUGAACUUACCUGCCUCGCGCGACAAUGAAGUCGAUAUUUCAGAUGUUGCCAAUCCUGUCCCUGAUUUGACUCUCGCUGAACUGCCACAGUGCCCCCAGUGUGAUGGGCUUCUACGCCCAGGCGUGGUUUGGUUUGGAGAACCCCUUGAUGAGCAAACUCUGGAAUCCAUUAGCCGAUGGAUUAAGAAAGCUCCAGUUGAUCUCAUGCUGGUCAUUGGUACAAGCUCUAAUAUCUACCCUGCUGCCGGGUAUACUGAGGAAGCUCGCAAAGCCGGUGCUCGUGUGGCAGUUAUCAAUAUGGAUCCAGAUGACAGGGCUGUUCAAAACCUGCAAGAGGGUGACUGGUUUUUUCAAGGUGAUGCUGCGGUCAUCAUCCCCGAGAUUCUGAAGAGCGUCAUCGGAGAAGUUGAAGAAGAUCCCCUUCAGAUGCCAAUUUCCAAUCAAGCCUAG
Penicillium verhagenii is the source of this 951-nucleotide messenger RNA. RefSeq names its product SIR2 family NAD-dependent protein deacylase. Bases 1 to 951 code for a protein of 316 amino acids. Lineage: Eukaryota; Fungi; Ascomycota; Eurotiomycetes; Eurotiales; Aspergillaceae. The transcript is spliced from 2 exons. Gene Ontology annotation, molecular function: protein-succinyllysine desuccinylase activity; protein-malonyllysine demalonylase activity; NAD+ binding. The record is from RefSeq and is a predicted model, not a curated record.